Mustela lutreola (European mink) is the source of this 3818-nucleotide messenger RNA. RefSeq names its product zinc finger protein 264. NCBI's taxonomy places the organism in Eukaryota, Metazoa, Chordata, Mammalia, Carnivora, Mustelidae. Bases 1024 to 2910 code for a protein of 628 amino acids. Gene Ontology annotation, biological process: negative regulation of transcription by RNA polymerase II; regulation of immune system process; regulation of cytokine production. Gene Ontology annotation, molecular function: DNA-binding transcription repressor activity, RNA polymerase II-specific. The transcript is spliced from 6 exons. The record is from RefSeq and is a predicted model, not a curated record.
UUUUUUACUGCCGCCGCCAUUAGCCCCUGCCGUUCGCCCCGGAGAGGCGUUGACUUGCUGAGGACUGGGCCGGCGCCACAGCGGCUCCACGCCUGGAGAACGAGCCGGGAAGGAGGAGAGGACUCACCGCAUUUUGUAGGGUCCGGGCCCUCUGUGGCGGGCGUGCCACCCCCCCACCUCCGGCCGCCCCCUGGGCCGCGGCCUCUGCAGCCGCCCUCAUCCCCGCAGUCGCCAAGGGCAGCGCCCGCGUCGUGGUGCCUUUUGCGCGGGGGACGCAGCGGUCCGGCCUCCCGCUGUGCGCCGAGGUCGCCAGAGCGCGCGGGAGAGGUGCGGCCAGCAGGGUGCCCCGGUGCUCGCCGCUGCAGCCUUGCUCGACCGGGGGGCCCCGUGAUGGCGGCGCCGCCGACCGGCCAGGCGCAGCAGGCGACCUGGGGCACCGGACGGAGGCGGACAGCUUUUCUGACAAGUGCGUGGACGGAAGUGGGGGACGCGGGUUGUUGAGGGAAGCCGGUGGCUGCUCCCCGUGGUCCUGCAGGACGCUCCACCGACCCUCAGCACGCCCGCCGCGAGGCCAGUGUCUGUGGCGUUUGCAGCCAGUUGUGCUGCGGGUCCUGAGGUACCCUAGCCCCAGGGAAAGGACUGGCAGCUCAGGAGGGAGAAAGGCUUAUGGUUCAUGGUGGCAUCUCCCAGACGCAUCGGAGGGGCCUGGGGAGCAAGUCCGGGCCCCUCAGUGUCUCCAGGGAGACUCCGCCCUUUCAGCUGCAUUUCCCAUGAGACUGGAGACACCUGCAGAUCCCAGAGCCCGCUGAGCACUGAGUCACUCCUGUCUAACUCUCACAGCUGUUGCUGAAGUGGGAACUAUUACUACUGUAUUGGUCCAGAAACCAAGCCUCAGAGAAGUGAUGUCCUCUUGGUAACGCAGCUGGCAAGUGUCGGUUUCAGGAGUCUGGAUGCAAGCCACAGGAGACUGACUUAAGACCUGGGGACUUGUAGUCCCUUUACCCGGGAUGCGAAGCCCUCAGCAUGGGGCAGGCAGCUAGCAGGACCAGUGAGGCUCAGAUAUCUGUGACCUUUGAUGAUGUGGCCGUGACUUUUACCCAGGAGGAGUGGGGGCAGUUGGACCCGGCCCAGAGGACCCUGUACCAGGAGGUGAUGCUGGAAAACUGUGGACUUCUGGUGUCUCUGGGGUGUCCUGUUCCUAGACCUGAGCUGAUCUACCAGCUGGAGCACAGGCAGGAGCUGUGGAUGCUGAAGGGACACCUGUCUCAGAGCGCCUAUGCAGAUGUCAAGGGAAAACCCACGACUACAGAACUUUCCAGUUGUGCACCAGCCCUGUCUGGGGGGGCCUUGUUCCAGGAACUAAGACAAGGAGACCCAGGGAACUUCCAGCUGGGUCAAACCAAGGAUCAGAGUGGGUCAUCAGAAAUGCAGGAAGGACACUUGAGACCGGGCUUAGAACCCAGGAGAGAGAAGUUCCCUGAGAAAACAAGCCCUGAGCUUGAUGGUUUAGGGGCAGCUGAUGGCGCGUGUUCACAGAUGGCACAGGAGCUGACCCAUCCAGGAGGUGCUGUCCAUGACCAUGACUCGUGUGGAUCAGGUAAAGAUCCCGUGAUUCAGGAAGAGGAAAAUACCUUUAAAUGCAGUGAAUGUGGGAAAACUUUUAAUAAAAAGCACCUUCUUGCUGGACAUGAGAAGAUUCACUCUGGAGUGAAGCCCUAUGAAUGCACCGAGUGUGGGAAAACAUUUAUUAAGAGCACACACCUCCUCCAGCACCACAUGAUCCACACGGGGGAGCGACCCUAUGAGUGCAUGGAGUGUGGGAAGGCCUUCAACCGCAAGUCCUACCUUACCCAGCACCAGCGGAUCCACAGUGGAGAGAAGCCUUAUAAGUGCAACGAAUGUGGGAAGGCCUUCACCCACCGCUCCAAUUUCGUCUUGCAUAAGAGGAGACACACCGGCGAGAAAACCUUUGUAUGCAAAGAAUGUGGGCAAGUCUUUCGACAUAGGCCAGGCUUCCUUCGACAUCACAUCAUCCACAGUGGCGAGAAUCCCUAUGAAUGCUUCGAGUGUGGCAAGGUCUUCAAACACAAGUCCUACCUCGUGUGGCACCAGCAGACUCACACUGGGGAGAAGCCCUAUGAGUGCAGUGAGUGUGGGAAAGCCUUCUGUGAGAGUGCGGCCCUCAUUCACCACUAUGUCAUCCACACUGGGGAGAAGCCCUUUGAGUGCCUGGAGUGCGGGAAGGCCUUCAACCACAGGUCGUACCUCAAGAGACACCAGAGGAUCCACACUGGGGAGAAGCCAUUUGUGUGCACUGAGUGUGGAAGGGCCUUCACCCACUGCUCUACUUUCAUCUUGCACAAAAGGGCCCACACUGGAGAAAAACCCUUUGAGUGCAAAGAAUGUGGGAAAGCCUUUAGCACUAGGAAAGACCUCAUUCGACACUUCAGCAUCCACACUGGGGAGAAGCCCUUCGAGUGCUCAGAGUGCGGGAAGGCCUUCAACCGCCGGUCAGGGCUCACGAGGCACCAGCGGAUUCAUAGCGGGGAGAAGCCCUACGAAUGCAUGGAGUGUGGGAAAUCCUUCUGCUGGAGCACCAACCUCAUUCGACACGCCAUCAUCCACACCGGAGAGAAGCCCUAUAAGUGCAGUGAGUGUGGAAAAGCCUUCAGUCGCAGCUCGUCCCUCACUCAGCAUCAGAGGAUUCAUACUGGGAGAAACCCUGUCCGUGUAACUGAAGUGGGAAGACCCUUCACAAGCGGGCAGUCCUCAGUCACCCUCCGAGAACUCCUUUUGGGGAAAGACUUCUUGAAUGUAACCACUGAGGAAAACCUUUUGCCAGAUGAAACAUCUACCGUGGCAUUAGAUCGGACCUACCAGAGAGAAACCCGCCAAGUAUCUUCACUGUGAGGAAAUCUUCCAUCCCAGACCAUCAGUAGUCCGGUAGAGAUGCGUUUUAGAGAUUGACCGAGCCCAGAGCCUUAUUCUGUGUCUGAGAAUUCAUCUGUGAGGGAGAGAGCAGGGUUUCUUGUGCACGAGGUAAAACCCUUAGCUGCAUGUUUCUCCUUCACUUCACUGCAGUGUUAUCUCAGGAGUUUUUAUAAAAAGAAGGUGGAGAUGUAGAAGAGCGAAUGAAACGAAAAUCUUUGGGGACUUCUCUGCCCAGCUUACAGCACUUUGUCAUGGAUUCACAUGUUUACGUGGGACCAGGGCAGCGUUGCAGGCGCAAUGGGCCUUGUCCCCGUGCACGUCACGUACACGUUCAUCGCUGCCCAGUGUCGGCAGGGUUAGCCCGUUGAAGACAGGCAGUAAAGUGAUAAAUGCACAUGUGAGAACACAUUUUAUUCCACCAGUUAAGACUCUAAAGCUUACAUUUUUAGAAAACUUUUUUAUUUGGUUUUAAACACCAAACAGACUUUUUUCAGACUUGUUCUUGGUCCAUCUGUUUAAUUUCUAUAGCUGUGUGGUAACCCUCAGAAUCGGGUAACGUGCUUCCGCUCUCUUUAUUUUUAUUUAAAUUGAUUUAGCUUUCCUAAUUCCUUUGACUUUUCAUAUAAAUCUUAGGAUACCAAAAAAUCUUACUUGGAUUUCUACAGGAAUUGGUUGAAAUCUGUAGCUCUGUUUAUUGAGAAUCAGCAUCAUGAACACCGUACAUGGUAUGACAUUUCAGUUGUUAAAGUCAUUCUUGAUAUUUCACUACUGUUUUAUAGUUUUUCAUCAUACAGUUUCUGUACAUUUUUGUAGAGAAUUGUAUCUAGGGGUUUUGUGUGUCUUGUGUGUGUGUAUGUGUGUGUGAUCAUAAAUGGCAUUGAUUUUUA